This is a messenger RNA of Astyanax mexicanus (Mexican tetra), 3757 nucleotides long. It is a transcript of the gene dlc, whose product is annotated as deltaC. The coding region runs from base 396 to 2411 and encodes 671 amino acids. The record is from RefSeq and is a predicted model, not a curated record. The transcript has 9 exons. Gene Ontology annotation, molecular function: calcium ion binding. Gene Ontology annotation, biological process: Notch signaling pathway; multicellular organism development; cell communication. Gene Ontology annotation, cellular component: membrane. NCBI's taxonomy places the organism in Eukaryota, Metazoa, Chordata, Actinopteri, Characiformes, Acestrorhamphidae.
AAACGCACAGUCCAAAGUACGCACAGCAGCAACCGAAGCUGAGUCUAGUUUACUCAGCACGAUUUUUAAAUUUAAAACAACUACUUUUAAGCUUGAAGUUUUGGUCCAUUUUUUAAUUGGACGUUCUUUCGUUUCGGAUACCUGCAACGCGUUUAGAGUCAACUUAAACUUUACUUUUCUCCGCUUUGGCUUCUUCCAGUUUUGCAUUUGUUGCUUUUUUUGCCUGGACAUUCCUGCAAACCGGAUACCUGCAGUUUUUGGGGGGUUUUAAUUCGCUUCACCUUAUUUUAUCCAGUUUCACAGCUGGUUUUCUUUAGCUCUUUUUGAUUGGAAGUGAGCCCGCUGGACUCUCUCCACUGUCUGCUGUUUGGGCAGGCGGACCAUUCACCAAAACAAUGGCUCGUGUUUUUCUAACGUGCCUCGUUCUUCUUGUUUCGUCGUACCUGGUCAGCUCCUCCGGUGUGUUCGAGCUGAAGGUACGCGAGUUCCACAGCGAGCGCGCGCUCAACAGCCGCAUCUUCUUCCGCGUGUGCCUGAAACAUUCCCAGGACGUGAUCUUACCCGAACCUCCGUGCACCUACGGAGCUGGCUUCACAGAGACCUUAAGAUCUGACCACAACUCCAUCUCCAGCAGUGCCCCCAUCAGAGUGCCCUUCUACUUCAAGUGGCCGGGAACAUUUUCGUUAAUUAUUGAUGCAUGGAAAGCUUCGGAGUCCACUUCUGAGCAAUCUAUCGAGAACCCGGAUAAUGUCCUCAUCCGUCUGGCCACCAAGCGCACCCUGGCCGUCGGAGACUCGAACCAGGGCAAGCACAAUCAGAAUCAAAGCGAGCUGCUGUACUCCUAUCACGUCGCCUGUGAUGAGCAUUACUACGGCGACAGCUGCUCCGACUACUGCCGACCCCGCGACGACACCUUCGGCCACUACACGUGCGAUUCCACUGGCAAUAGGGUUUGCCUGGAGGGCUGGAAAGGAGAAUACUGCGCAGAUCCCAUCUGCUCAUCUGGCUGCAGCGAGGAACAUGGUUAUUGUGAGACCCCUGGCGAGUGCAAGUGCCGCCUCGGGUGGCAGGGCCCCCAAUGCGACGAGUGCACACGCUAUCCGGGCUGCUCGCAUGGCACCUGUGACCAGCCAUGGCAGUGCAUCUGCAAGGAGGGCUGGGGUGGCCUCUUCUGCAACCAGGACCUGAAUUUCUGCACCAAUCACAAGCCCUGCAAGAAUGAUGCCACCUGCACCAACACAGGACAGGGCAGCUACACCUGCACCUGCAAGCCUGGCUUCACUGGCAAGGACUGUGAAAUAGUGAAUGUGUCCAGUGAAUGUGACAGCAAUCCAUGCAAGAAUGGUGGCAGCUGCAACGAUAUGUUAAAUGACUACUCGUGCACAUGCCCUCAAGGCUUCUAUGGAAAGAAUUGCGAGAUCAGUGCCAUGACCUGCGCUGAGAGGCCCUGCUUCAAUGGGGGCACCUGCAUCACCGAUGACACAACUGGGGGCUACUCCUGCCGCUGCCCUCCUGGCUACAUGGGCUCCAACUGUGAGAAGAAAAUCGACAGAUGCAGCAGCAAUCCCUGUGCUAAUGGGGGUAUUUGCCGAGAUCAGGGUCUCAGUUUUGUGUGCCAAUGCCGCCCAGGCUUCCGAGGCUCCCGCUGUGAGAUAAAUAUAGACGAAUGUGCCCGCAACCCCUGCCGCAAUGCUGGAACCUGUGUGGAUGGCAUCAACGACUACACCUGCAAGUGCACCCUGGGCUACACGGGUAAGGACUGCGGUGUCCGUUCAGACACCUGCAGUCUUAUGCCCUGUGAGAACGGAGGAACAUGCUAUACCCACUUCAGCGGGCCUGUGUGUCAGUGCCCACCAGGCUUCAUGGGCUCCCGCUGCGAGUACAGUCAGCCACCCACACGCCCCCCUACCCCACGUGAAACAGGCAGCUUCCCAGCAGCUCUGGCUGUCUCCUUUACACUAGGCCUGAUCACCCUCACCCUGGUGUUGUGUGCUGCAAUCAUUCUCCUGAGGCAGAUGAGGCGCCGUGGUAAAGCCACUUCCAUCUCUGUGCGGAAUCAUCUUGACACUGUCAACAACCGUGUCUCAGUCAUCUCCACCAACCAGUCUGGCUUCAAGGAGAAGGAGGCCUUCCUUAUCCCUGGUGGUCCAUACAAGGUGUCCAACAAGGACGUGGCCCUGAGCUCGGGCAUCAUGGACACAUGCUCUAACAACAAGGCAAACAACAAGCAGAAGAUGGUGGACUACAAUCUGGCCAAUGAGGAGAAAAACACCAAGGACAAGCUAGACCUGAAAAACUCAGAGACCAGUCUAUUGAUGCCCCCUUCCUCCUUCACUAAAGAAAGUUUAUAUCAUCCUGUAUACAUCAUUCCUGACCAGAUGGACCCAUGCAUUUUUGCUACUGAGGUUUAACAGUAUUGUCUUUCCUGGAGCACCUCAGUCGUUGGCAGGCUUCACCUUACCAUGUUUACAUGCUUUCAAUGGACGUUUGGAAGACGAGAAGAGAGUAUAUAUUAUAUAGACCUUUAUUAUUUAAUAUUUAUUUAUGCUGCUUACAAUGAAAGGACUACUUUUUGAUGAGGACAAUGUCAUUGCGAGGACAAAGCAAGAGGAGCUGAAAGAGAGCUGGAAGAAUGGAGGAACUGCCAGCAAUAUUUGCACUACUUUUUAUUUUAUUUCUAUUUUAAAAAUCCAAUACAGAAACACUCACACAAAUAUAUAUAUAUAUAUAUAUAUAUAUAUAUAUAUAUAUAUAUAUAUAUAUAUAUAUAUUUUGUUAUACUUAAAAAAAAGAAACAUGAUCUCUGUGGAUGAAUAGAGAAUCAAAUGUACCGUAAUCAAAAAAGGCAGGACCUUUUCUCUCCAGAUGCCUUAUAUGGAGUGUAUGGAGUGUAUCUCAAUCUAAAUGAGUGUGCCUUACACCAAAUGAGGACUUGCAUCCAGUCAGUCAAGCCCUGAGACUAUAUGUGAUGAACUGACACAAAGGAGAUAUUGCUGAACAAUCCUGGAGCCUGAGCUUGGAAUACCUUCUGGAAGAUUCGGAAUGUUAUCUGCAUGUAAUCGAGGAUCUAUCCAGUCACAAUCAAUCAAGUGAUCAACAGGCUGGUUUCUGCUGCAGCCAUGUGGACAGUGAGAAUCUGAUGCCUUUAAUGGUUUUGACUAUCUGUGAGAACUUACUCAAAGCAAACACAAUCUGAACAAGUGCCUGAUCUGAUCUGUAUCAUGGUUUAAUGAAAAGGUGUACUCCUUAGAAACACAGUUAGUUUAAGUUUUUCAUUAGAAGUAUAUUUGCUACUUACAAAUUGUCAGAUUCUCUCCAAGCAGAUUGUUUGUAUAACACGACUUGAUGGAUGCUGUUGCACACAGCUUUUAUCCUGUCAUAGCUCACUGCCAGUUGGCUAUUUCUUACAUUCCCAUGACUUGAAAGAAGUAUAAUGUUCUGACCAGUAGCUUCAACAAUUGCCAAGAUUUCCUGGCGUGUUGAAUUUAUGAAUUUUGCUGUUUAAAAGAUGCUUUUUCUAGUAUAUUUUUUCACUUUGAACCAAAUAGAUUGUUUGUUUUAUAUAUAUAUGUGUUAUAUAUUAUCCUCAUUUAAUUUAACAAUGCAAUGUUGUACAAAAUAUUGAGAUAUUCCUACUAUUUAAUUUGAUUGUAAAUAAUUUGUAUUUAUACAGAGAAUUGUAUAUAUGUCCAUGUUAUGUGCCUAUCAUCACAAAGCCAGAAAUAUAUAUUUUUCUUAGAAUAAAUCAUAAAAUCUG